UCGCUGUGGUAUGGUUGUCAUUUCGUCCGUCUAUCGUCUAACCUGAUAGAUGAAUGGAGAAUAAUUAACAUCACUGCAGCGAAGUCAACGCGUCCUUAACUGCUUCGAAAACGACGUUCAACUACAAGUUAACGACCGAGUAAAUUGCUGCCGUUUCGCACUCCGCCACAACACCGCCAUGAUCGAUGUUGGAAACAAAGAUGGCGGAAUAAUACGGUGAUCGUAACCAAACGCGUUCAGUAGUUAUGUGCUGUGGUGGGCGGAGGCUGCAGCGGUGUCGCGGCGCCUGAGCCAGGGGGAGCGCGAUGGCGGCGCGGCCGGGGUGAUGCCGCCGCGGCCAGCGGCCGGCCGCGCGGCUAUGGCGGCAGAAGAACAACGCCCGCCACUAGCUCUGUUUACCGCCGUCUACGACUACAUAGCGCAGGGGGAGGAUGAGCUGUCCCUGCGCCGCGGGGAGAUCGUCGAGGUGCUGUCCAAGGACGCGACCAUCUCGGGCGACGAGGGCUGGUGGACGGGCAAGAUCGGCGACCGAGUGGGCAUCUUCCCCGCGGUGUACGUGACGGAGGAAGACCCGCUGGCGGUAUCCUCGGUGAUCGGCGAUGUGGACCCGCCACGCGUAUCCUUCUCGGAGCUGAAGCUGGAGGAGGUUAUCGGCGUAGGCGGCUUCGGCAAAGUAUACCGCGGCUACUGGAACCAGGAGGUGGUAGCAGUAAAAGCAGCGCGCCAGGACGCCAACGAAGACAUCGAAGUGAUCAAAGACAGUGUGCUGCAGGAAGCGAAACUGUUUUGGAUGUUGCAGCAUGAAAAUAUAGUGUCGUUGAAAGGUGUUUGUUUGGAGGAGCCUAAUUUGUGUUUGGUGAUGGAAUAUGCGCGCGGUGGUCCGCUGAACAGAGUGUUGUCGGGGCGUAAGAUCCGGCCCGGCAUCUUGGUGGACUGGGCGAUACAGGUGGCCCGUGGGAUGGCCUACCUACAUGUUGAUGCACCUAUAUCUCUUAUUCACAGAGACCUCAAGAGCUCUAAUGUGUUGCUGAGCGAAGCUAUCCUGCCUGACGACACGUUAGAGGACAAGACGUUGAAGAUCACAGACUUUGGCCUCGCAAGAGAAGUCUACAAGACAACGAGAAUGUCGGCUGCAGGGACAUACGCCUGGAUGCCACCCGAGGUGAUAAAGAACUCGACAUUCUCGCACGCGUCUGACGUGUGGUCGUAUGGCGUGCUGUUGUGGGAGUUGCUGACUGGAGAAACGCCUUACAAGGGCAUUGACGCACUGGCGGUUGCAUACGGCGUCGCUGUCAACAAGCUCACCCUGCCUAUACCCAGCACAUGCCCAGAGCCCUGGAGAGUGCUUAUGGAAGCAUGUUGGCACUCGAAUCCCCGCGAGAGGCCGCUGUUCCCUGAGAUCUUGGAGCAGCUGGACCAUAUCAGGCAGUCGGAGUUCACGCGCGCGCCCCACGAGUCCUUCCACACGAUGCAGGAUGGCUGGCGCCUGGAAAUAGAGGAGGUGCUACGCGAUCUGCGCAGGAAAGAGAAGGAGUUGCGCUGCCGCGAGGAGGAGCUGACGCGGGCGCAGCUGCAGCAGCGGCUGCUGGAGCAGAACCUGGCGCAGAAGGAGCGCGAGCUGGAGAUGCGGGAGAUCAACCUGGCAGCGCGAGAGCUGCAUAUACUCAUCUUCGCCAGCAACAUGUCGCAUACGCAGCCGCCGCAGCCCAACAAGCGAAAGGGCAAAUUCAGCAAGAUAAAGCUACUGAAGAAGGACACGAUCUCCUCUCCGUUAGAUUUCCGGCACACGCUGACGGUGCGGCCCUCCGAGGACGAGAGCAGCAAGCAGCUGGUGGCCGUGGCCAAGGACACGCCGCCCGGCUCGCCCGCCAUCGUGCGCGCCAUCGCUCGCGGGGAGGAGGGCAAGCGCAAGCCGCGCAAAUCAAAGUCUCAGGUGCGCGCGCCAAAGUCCGAGCUCAGCAAGAAGCGCAGCGGCAGCCACGACGACCUCCUCUACGAGAACGCGCCCCGCAACAGAUCCCUCUGGCACUUCUUCUCCCCCGACAGCCCCCACCACUACGACACCGUCUACGAUAUAGACGCAGUCGAAAAGGGUAGAAGGAAACAGAGAGCGACUAACGCCCGUGUGUUUUCUAUUCAAGGUUGUUUUCUUCCUUAUACAGACUUCAGUCCCGACGACUGGGGCCCAGAGUUCCCUUUAAGCACGUCUUCCAGAUAUACAAUACCAAUGCCUACGCUAUAUAGCACUGAAGGCUACAAGUACAAGAAGCCGAGUAUAAUAGAGCUAGUACUGUACAACAUGGCUGCGCUGCUCGGCGGCGUCGCGGCCGGCUACGACGUGCGCGUCUCCAACGUCAGCCCGCUGCAUCCCACCCUGCAGCCGCACAGGCCAGAAAUAGAACCUGAACCCUUGGCUUCGUCGCUGUACGAAGGCUACGGGUUCGCGCACAACACAUACCACGGCCCCACGCGGCACCUGCGCGCGCCACUCAACGCCAUCACGGGAUCCCCUCUGUCUAGUCUCCAAGUGGAGGAGCAGAAGCCGCUGCGCUUCACCGACUCCCCGACACACUACGCGCACGCCUCCUCCUCCUCCGGCUGCGGACUCUCCGCACCUCCGCUCUCCGGCACAUCCGGCCUCGGCACCGCCUACACAGGCACCUCCGGCCUCGGCACCGCCUACACCGGCACACAGCCGCCCACGCCCUCGCCCCGGAGGACCUCCUCCACCUCCGACCACCUCGCGGACCUCUACCACAACUACAGAGAAAACUUUCAACCCUCCCCCUCCCACGAUCGAAUGCAAGACUACUACUACAGGAGCGAACCAUACUCGUACGAGAGAACCGCAGACUACGUCGUCAAACAUCCCUACUACGGAUACGACGAGUGCUCGUUCGAGUAUCGCGAGCCCCCGACCGACUAUCGGCCCUCCGCGCCCUUCCCCUCGCACAGGAGGACGCCCUCCAACUCCUCCGCUACCAACUCGCACGCGGAGGAGUUCUCCCCCUCCCGCCAGCUCCGGAUGGAGAAGUACCAGAAGGAGAGGCGAGAGGAGUACAGACCUAAGACUGAGUACCCGAGAAAAUCCAGCGACUACUCUCUCCCCAGAGACUACUAUAGACAGGAAUCUCAGGAGAGAACGGAACCGGAGAGACCUGGGAACUUGGGACUGGAGCUGGCGCCGACUAAAUUGAGAUCCAGUUUGAAGAAGUACAAGAAAAGUAGUGCGUCGGGGGGUAGUUCCGGGGGUGGCACGCCUACCAACCCCACGCCCCCUGACAGCCUCACCAGCGAGACGGAUAGCUCGUAUGUAUCCGCACGCGACGCCUCCAGCGGCUCGCAGUCCCGCGUGCGCUUCAGCCCAGAGACUAUGGAGGGUGGGGAGCGCAGACCUCCGCGCAGCUCGUAGCGAAGGCUCAAGAAGUUCCACGACUACCUCGUCUGAUGGGGUACUGCGUGGAACGAUCACAAAAGUACAGUCAGCUUCAUAAAUAUGUAUACAUUUAUGAAAUUUUAAACUCGUAUGCUUCGGUUUCAAAUAUAUGAAUACAUUAAUCUAUAUGCUUGAAUCAGAACACCAAUAUGUGUAAUGAAGAAUUUUUGAAACGUAAAGUUUUAAAGUUUUGUAAAUGUAUAAAUGUUUAUGAAGCUGAUUGUACUUAGCUCCAGUUGGACUAGUGAUGGACGAAUUUAUUGAGUGUUACAGUGUUUGAAGCUCCGUGAUUUUCGCAGCUAUAUUCGUAUAUUGGGUUAUUUUGUACGACCCAGUAUUACUUGGCAACUUCAGAUUUAUUUAAAGUACUUAAAAAUUUUAAUAAGAAACAAUUGUGAGAGUUAACAUUCCUUUGAGUGAAUUUCGUUAGUUUCUAUGCAGUUUUUUCCCCUUUCCAAUCAUUUUAAAUACUUUUAUAUCUUCUUUUACUCUAUUUUUCGAAUUCCAUCUUAUUUUAAACGCCAUUUAAUUUAAAUUACGAACACCAAUACUUUACAUCACAAUAUUCAAAUUUACGAUACAUUAAAAAACAUAAUGUUAAAAAUGUAUGGCUUCUUGAAAUAAUUCGUACUAACUUGUGAGAAGUUCAGAGACAAAGUAAGAGCUUUUUAACGCAAUUGUGUUCAUUUUAACAUAUUCGUGUUAUGCACUGUAUAUUUUGUAAAAAAUAAUAUUUUUAAUGUGAAGAUCGAAGAUUUUGUGUUCAAUUUAAAGUUUUAGAUUAACAAUAAUUAUUUUAAUGUACGUUUUAACAUAAUUUUCAAUCACACGGAACUAAAAUAGUAGAAAACGGGAACAUUUUGAACAAAUUUUUAAGUAAAAACAACUUCUUUUUUCAACUUCCUUUUAAUUACAAUGUAAAAAAAGUUUUUUACAGUUGCUAGAAAUUAUGUAUAUUUAAAAACCUUUUGUUUGGUAAAUUACGACAGCAAAAUGGUGCUUACCAGUAGACUACCAGAAUAUUGAGAAAAGUUCCUUAGAUAAGAGUCCAAAGUAGUACUGAAUCUAAUAUACAGUGUAUACUAAAGUAAUAUUCAGUGUGUACUAAAUAAUAUACAGUGUAUACUAAUGUAUUAUACAGUGUAUACUGAAUAAUAUACAGUGUAUACUAAUGUAUUAUACAGUGUAUACUGAAUAAUGUACAGUGUAUACUAAUGUAUUAUACAGUGUAUACUGAAUAAUAUACAGUGUAUACUAAUGUAUUAUUCAGUGUAUACUGAAUAAUAUACAGUGUAUACUAAUGUAUUAUUCAGUGUAUACUGAAUAAUAUACAGUGUAUACUAAUGUAUUAUACAGUGUAUACUGAAUAAUAUACAGUGUAUAAUAAUGUAUUAUACAGUGUAGAUGAUCAUAUAUGAUGUAUAAUUUGUGUGAAUAAAACUGGAACAUACUCUCGCGAGUUGGUUAGUGUUGCCAUUGUAGGCUGUGUGACCAGCAAUAGGUUAGAUUAUGAAAAGAUUGUAAGAUACAUUUGUAAUUGAACAUUCCCUUAUAUUUUUAAUUUCAAAGUGUUUAAAAGCGACAUUUUAAAAACACGGCCGAGUGACUUAUGAAAUGUAAUUUUUACGAAAUUUAAAAAUAAUUUGUAUUGAAAUUUUGAAAUUCCCUACAAAUAUUCUUAUUUGUACAACUGUGUUUAUUAUAAUGUAAUAUGUCGUAGUAUUAGUUGUUUGGAUAUUCAGGGUGCAAGUGGGAGGGGGAGGGGGGAGGCACAAAAGGGAUAUCUGUACAAAUGUAAAUAGCCAUGUAAAAGCUUAAGAUUAUUUAAACUGGCAUUUAUUUCAUUAUAAAUAGUACAAAUAUAUUUUUAAGAUAUUUAGCGGAUUUAGUAUGAACAUAAUCGUGUCGUGUGUAUAUUUUAAAUGACAAUCAUAUAAUAUAUUGAAAUAUAGAUAUACGCUUUUUGUACAAAGAUCAAAAAAUUAGAUAUUUUUUACUUUGAAAAAAAAAGGAAAUUAUUGUAGAUAUUGUAAGCAGCUUUUAUAUCCCACAGUGAAAUAGUUUAGGUGAAUCGAUAACUAGUCGAGAAUUCUGCAGUUUUUAAUAUACUGCUGUUGUCAGAAAUGUAUUGGAAAUAUUGAGUUAUGUCGUCUCCUAUUGUGAACAAAGAUUCAUUUACGUGUGACAUACUAAAUAACUAACAAUUUUAUAUCUAUACGAAUAUUAUAAAGAUUUUUAUUUUUGGGGCGAUUUCAAAAAUUCUUUCACCUGAAA
Molecule: messenger RNA, 5710 nt
Organism: Papilio polytes (common Mormon)
Lineage: Eukaryota; Metazoa; Arthropoda; Insecta; Lepidoptera; Papilionidae
Gene: slpr
Product: mitogen-activated protein kinase kinase kinase 11-like
Exons: 11
Coding region: 326-3412 (1028 amino acids)
Biological process (GO): protein phosphorylation
Molecular function (GO): JUN kinase kinase kinase activity; protein binding; ATP binding
Source: RefSeq, a predicted model, not a curated record